Messenger RNA from Ectocarpus siliculosus, 525 nucleotides. Lineage: Eukaryota; Phaeophyceae; Ectocarpales; Ectocarpaceae. The record is from the annotation of a GenBank genome assembly.
AUGCUACAGUGCUCGCUCAAGGAGUACUUGGGGUUUACGGACAGCCGGCUGACGGAGGUGGCAGAUGCGGUUUUCAGCACUUUCGACGACGACAAGAACCACCUCAUCGAUGCCUUGGAGUGCCUGGCAUCACUGGCUAUAAUGUCAGGCAUGACCAUCGAACAAAAAAUCAGGUACAUAUUUGGGAUCUACGACUUCGAUGAGUCAGGAGUGCUUUCCGUCGACGAAACAAUUCUGGCUCUGCGAUCAACUAUUUCAGGCCUGUGCAAGCUGUGCGGGCUAGACCCUCCACUUGAAUCUGAGAUUGAGGUCAUCGCUCUCAUGGCGUUCCAGCAGUCGGCGGGCCAAGAGGAUGAGGCUGCCAUCGAUGCCGUUACGUUUACUGUAUUUUGUCAGAAGACCCCUGAAGUGACUUCUUGGAUCCAAUACUGCGGAGCGGUACACGAGGUGGACGUGUCUACCCCCAUCUUCACGGACUCUGACGCGGUGCACGUGUUGGCGCGAGAGAAACAGGUUCGAGGAUGA